Taeniopygia guttata (zebra finch) is the source of this 770-nucleotide messenger RNA. It is a transcript of the gene ZNHIT3, whose product is annotated as zinc finger HIT-type containing 3. Gene Ontology annotation, molecular function: protein binding. Lineage: Eukaryota; Metazoa; Chordata; Aves; Passeriformes; Estrildidae. The record is from RefSeq and is a predicted model, not a curated record.
CGGGGCGGCGGAAGCGGCGGCGGCGGCGUUGGGGCCAUGCGGGCACCGGGACCGUGCGCGGAGUGCGGGGCGGGGGCCGCGGCCCGGUACCGCUGUCCGCGCUGCGGCAGCGCCUACUGCUCCGUGCCGUGCUGCCGGACCCACCGCGAGCGAUGCUCUCCCGAUGAUGCCCCGCGGGAGCGGGAGGCGGCCGGGCAGGAGCCGGUCCCCGCGGCCGGGCAGGAGCCGGUGCCCGCGGCCGGGUUCCCGGAGGACAUCCCGGGCGAGGAGGACGAGCAGGACCGCGUCCCGGAGCACAAACUGCGGCUGCUGGGAGAGUCGGAAGAGCUGCGGGAGCUGCUGCGGAACCCGCACCUGCGGGAGCUGCUGCUCGCCCUGGAGCGGGCUCGGGACAAAAGCUCCGUCCUGAGGCGGCUGAUGCAGGAGCCGCUGUUCGUGGAGUUCGCCGACUGCUGCCUGGGCAUUGUGGAGCCUCCCGAGGAGAAGGAGAACGUGCUCCCCGAGUGAGCUGCCGUGGGAAUGGCGUUUUUUUAAUUAUCUUUGGGAUUUUGGUGUGGGAGCUCAGCCAGAGGUGCUGCCGUGUGUCUCGGCUGCUCUGCCCGUGGAUGUCGGUGCUCUGGUUCCAGCCUAGGCAGGGCUGUGUUGGGACACUUUUACAUCCUGGGGGUUCAACUUGCUACUCUGUGGAAUUCUUUCUGUUGGCACAGAAAUUCACCACAGCAAAUGCUGCUUCACGAUGACAAUAUUAAAUAUAUUUACAUUUAUUUUAA